AUGGCAAUGGAUAUCUAUUUAGAACACAAAGAUCGUCUUGCGCCUGACGAUGCUCUGGCGUCUAGGUCCCGCCGGCCCCUCGGAGCAUUGAGAGCUCAAAGCCUACCGAUCCCGCCGCCAAGGACCUCCUUCUCAUCAGAUGCCAAAGGUGCAGACAUGAACCUCUUCCAAUCUCCGAGAAUGUCAAUCUCCUCAUUCACAAGUAUGAAAAGCACUGGAUCUUCCGCUACCACCUAUACAUACUCAACCGCCCCAAGCACUCCAGUGUCACUCGUCUCUAGACGAUCGCCCCACUCAAGCCAAUUACAGUUACGUCCUAAAACACUUCGCCGACCAGUCUUCCAAGGUCUGCCGUUGGAGAUUUACGACUGCAUAUUACAACAGCUGAGAGUACUCCACGAAGAUCCAGCGUCGCAAAGCUGCCAAACUUGUCAUCUUCGAGAUCUCUGCUCUCUUGCUUUGACCAGCAGAGCAUGGGACAAAGCUGUUGUCAAGCGGAUGUAUGAUCGGAUACAUCUUGUGGGACCCGACUCGAAGGAACAGAUGAAGAAAUACAAAAUGAAGACUGGAGUACGGUUAAAACUGUUAAGGCGGACACUGCGGGAACGAAGCUUCCUUGCGCAGCACGUCCUCGAGCUCAAGGUCCCUUGCCUUCAAGCCGAGGGUGACCCCUUGAGGAAAGACAUGAUCAAUAUAGUGGCAUCAUUAGUCAUGGCCUGUCCCAACCUUGAGAGGCUAGUCGGUUUUUAUCCCGUCUAUGGUCAUGAAUUCGAUCGAUUAACCCAUGCCUUGUCAACUCGAAAGAAAUUGAAAGAGCAGAUGUGGUUGAUUGGAGAAAACGCCGCCAUAACCCAGCGGAGUCAGAAGCAACUGGCUCCUGGUCUAAUGGAUCCAGAGCAGAAGGAAUCAUUCGUCUCUUUCCAUCAUGCUUGGACUUCGCUAACAACGUUGUUCCUUCACUCCCCUGGCCUUGGAAUCUUAGAAAAGGACAUCUUUGUGAGUAUCAAGAACCAUGGAGAUCCACGCAGAGUUCAAGGACCAGGGAUUUUGCAUCGAUUACCAGCCCUGAAACACCUGUGCAUCUCGAGUUUCGAUAUGGACGAUUUUGACGACUAUACCCUGCAGUAUCUGCCAGCGCUUCAUUCUCUGCGUCUCCAGGAUCUCGAAGGGGUCACUUUCUGGGGCCUCUCAGAGUUUUCGCGUAUUACAAACGCCUUUUCUCUUCGCAAUCUCUCAUUAAUCAACCUAGACGUCAUGUACAUAUCGGCCAUCUCGAAUCUGCUCCUCCACCUGAAGAACCUCAGACGGUUCACUUUGGUACAAGACACUUCACCCGAAGUUGCUGAAGGAGAAAUAGCCAUCCUGCCCAUCAUCGCAUCUCACCUGCUCGAGUUCCUCCACUGGGAAAUCAUCGUUCCCGGUUCUGCGAACGUAAACCUAGCAGAUUCCAUUAGGGCAAAAGGCUUCCCGCGGCUCCGUACAAUAAGAGCUCCCUCAGAUCACCUCGGACUGCUCCAGGCUCUCUGCAAACCCAGAGCCCAGAUCGAACUGCCGAGUGACUGGAACAGCAUUAAUAACGCUCACACCAUGGCGCCCGACAGCCUUCUCACCUCCCGCCGCGCCGCCCAGCUAAGACUCGAGGAGGCAUGGAACACCGUGCAGUUCAAAGUCGUCGUGCAAGAAGAAGACUUCGUGCAUGAGAUUUUCGAUCUCAAUGGCUUCAUCGGCGAGAUUGGCUCCAAGAUCGAUUACAGUCUCGAGCCCGAUGUACCCGGGAGUGAUCAGGCGUGGAUUGAUUUUCCGGAUGUGGUUAGUGGCAGGGAUGAGAUGGCGUUCAAGGAUUCGUGCAGAGGGUUGUGGAAUGCGAGUAACCCGGGGGGUUACAAGUGGUGGCAACAUACUGAGAGGCCGAGGUAUCGGAGGGUUGAUUUGCUGGAUUUCUUUUAG
Messenger RNA from Letharia columbiana, 1947 nucleotides. RefSeq lists its product as uncharacterized. The record is from RefSeq and is a predicted model, not a curated record. NCBI's taxonomy places the organism in Eukaryota, Fungi, Ascomycota, Lecanoromycetes, Lecanorales, Parmeliaceae. Bases 1 to 1947 code for a protein of 648 amino acids. The transcript has 5 exons.